AUGGAGAGCGUCAAGGGAAAGCAUUGUUAUCACCCAGAGAAUUGCAAUCCAUACAGAAUUUUCAAGAAUAUAACAAAAUGCUACCGCUGCAAUGAAAGCGAUGUUGAGUCCUUCAUUUUUAACGAAGAGGGGAUACCCCUGAAUAGCGGAGAAGGGCAUAACCAUGCAACCACUAACGAAUGCGUAGGUGUACUAAAACGUGAACACUCUCGUAGUGGUUUAUUAUGCAAAGGGAACUUUGAAGAGAGCGUAAAUAUCAAUCAUGCAGAUCAAAGAAGUGCUUCUACAUUAGCAAAAAGGGGGGAAGGAACGAGCAAAGAUGAUACUAAACUGCUUGACAUUAAAAAUGGAAUAAGUAGCUAUGCCUACCUGGGAGAUAGAACAUCACAGGUGUUGCAAACAAAUGGCCCUUUUUGUCGGAGCGUAGCUUAUACUUCAAACGAUAAGCCAACAAAUAGGACAUACAUUCCAAGGGUAAACUCUGAUGAGAAGAUAAAACUGUACAACGACCUUUACGUUUAUGUUGAGGAAUGUCGCCUACAGAGGGAAACGAGAGAGGGCACCACAAAAGGAGAACCACGUAGCACGAGAAGUAGUCUUAAUACUUCUCUAAGUGAAGAUAAACCGUUUAACCACACACGUAAGAAGGACCAUCUCGAAAGGGUGGACAAUACGAGCAGCGUAUAUCACCCCGACGAUGAGCACACCUAUGUCUAUGAUGACCUAACAGCGCAUAACGACACAAGAGAUAAGUUAACACUGAAAAAAAUGAAAACAACGAUCCAGCUUGGUGAUAAGUUAAAGGAAGUUUCUAAAUCUGAAUACUUAGCGAACCAUUCAGGACCAUUUCGCAGCUCUGAAAAUGAAGAACACGAUGCAGCGUCACCAUCCGUGGUGGAUAAUCAACUGACUAGGCAUAAAGAGUUCAACAGCAAUAACCACGAAAAUUGGGGCACCUGUACAGAUGGGGUAAAGGGACAAAUGUACAACAACAGCUCGUUGACAACUUUAGUCAAACUGUUGGAAGGAAAAAAAAAAUUGUAAAUGAAAGCCACCUACUCGAGAAAGAGAAUCCAAAUGAGUAAAGAAAAAAAGGGCUAUGCACAUAGGGGGAAUAAAAAAAGGAAUAAGUUGGGCUCAAAAUAUGCUAAGGAUUGUGCUCCAUGCAAAUUUCCAAUUGGGAAGGGAGACAAAAAAGUUUCAUCAGAUAUGCGUAAUGGGGUCAAUGAGCAUUUGGCUCAACUCAUUUAUUCCAAGCUGAAUGACCAGCACGGGAAAAAUAAGCGAAGAGAAAGUGGGCCCCCGACCCUGUGUCAGACAAAGUUUGCUAACAGAAAAUCACACAAAAAUAGGAAAAAAAUUAAAAAGGUCAGGGAAGUGAAAAGAGACAAAAAGCUCCAAGAAGUAGCGAAAAAUAGUAUAGAGCUGGACGAAGCUAAAAAUUUGAUAACCCAAGAUCAUAUGCAAAGGGAUGAUGUUGAAGAGGCGUCUAUCCUAAAUGGCGAAGUGAAUUCAGAUGAGGUAAACAUCGUACCGGGAAGAGAUUCAGACGGUUCUAUUGCCCCUAAAAUGACCACCAAAAGUGUUGGCAGUGGCUCGUACAAUUUUUGCCUGAGUGAUGAUGUGAGUAAUUCCUCCUACAGAUCAUUCCUUGUGGACAUCCACAAUUUGGAGCUUUUAAAGAUCACGGAAUAUUCUGACCAUGCAGAUGGUGUGCAUAGCACCGGUGAGGCGGAAGAGGAUGCCUUCAUAAAGAGUGGGGAAAGUCACGAGGAAGAGGAAGAAGAAGGAGCAGAGGAAGGGGAAGAAAACGAUGAAGAGGAAGAAGGAAACGGAGAAGAGGUAGAAGGAAACGGAGAAGAGGAAGGAGACGGAGAAGAGGAAGAAGGAGACGGAGAAGAGGAAGAAGGAGAGUACAACGAUAUAGCUAAAUGGGGAAAGGAAAAGCUGGGUAGUAGUAACCCAGAAAAUGGUACCAAUUUGAAAGCCCGCGUGGAAAGGGGCGCCAACUGGGUGGAUCUCACCAACAUAAAAGUUGGACUAGAAAAAAAGGGGGCAAGCAAAACAAAAAAAAGUGUCAAUGGUCGCAAUGCUGGUUUCAAUUUCGUCUCUAGUGGUGGUUGCAGCGCAGAAGAAGUGACGUCCAUAUGUGGAGGCGAAUACACCACCUUCGACCAAAACGAAGAGAGAUUGACAUUUGCGGUUCUGAGGAAGGUUGUCAACUUUCUGGGAGGCGGAAGUGGAGACGUACAAUCAGGUGAAACACUAAAAGAGGGCACAAAAAGUUUUAACAUAGACAGGGAUGGACAAAGAGUAGACCCAUUGACAAGUAAUCCCCAAAUUGACACACCUCGGGAGGAUGGUCUUUUUUGCGAAAUGGUGACAAGCACAAGCUGGGUAAGAGGCAGAAGAGGGGUAAGAAGCAGGAGCGAUGAUUCCUUUUUCGAAAAGGCGAUUCUCAAUACAGAUGCGGAGAACUCAGAACAGAUGGAUACGUGCACGUAUAGGCAAUCGUGCCAAAAGGACAAAAACCUGUUCCUGCUUCACUCGAACUUGUUGAAGCAGCGAUCCUUCUUCCAUCAACACGGGACACUCGAAAAUGAAGUGAUGUAUAUUCUAAACAGCUUAACGUUUUAUUCUCACAAAUUGAAGAAUGUACUCAACUAUGCCAUCGGGAGGAGAUGCCCAAAUGGGGACGCCUUCCAAGUUAAGUUACUUACCCUCUGCUUGAUCAAUUUAACCGAAAAGGCAAAGAGGAGUGGUGGCCCUACUGUAUGCCUUAAAAGUGUUUCAAUUUUAAUGCAUGAAUUGUUGGGUCGGGUUCGCUACGGUGUGUUGAGCCUCUCCAAAAAUGGGGAAGUCACUAAAUUUGAGCAGGUGAUUAUGAAAACGUACCUAAUAGAGUUGAUUAAAAUGUGCAGGUUGUUGUUAACAUCACUAGGGGGGAUAAAAAAUUGCUCUCGUUUAUCAUCCGCAGGGGAUUUUUCACCCCAUAAUUGGGCAGCAUUGGCAGGGGGGGAAGUACCCAAAAUGAGCAAAUUGAAGACCUCGCUUGAGAAGCACCUCGUUCGUAAUUCGGAAGACAGAAGACUUUUCGAACCACACGGUAAUGGUAAUGAAAACGCCACCGAUCGCGUUAAAGGAAAAGGAUCAGGGGCGGUGGCGGUACUCAAUUCUAUGGCUGGGGACAUAAACCAGAUGAGCAAACUUACUAACGAGGUUGUGGCUUCGCAGAGUGACCUCCCUAUCUACUGUGACAUUUACAAGCUAAUGAAGGGGCUGAAAAAAAAAUUGCUACUCCUAGAACAGAACAGUCAAAACAACUUUUGCAGCUUAAGGCUAAUGUUGAAAUAUCUGGACAAGUUGAGUUAUAUUUAUAGAGUGAACUCUGCGCUGCUGGUUGACCCCAAAGGAGGGAAGAUCCCGGCUGACCAACUGGCCGACCAAAUGGAUGAUCAAAUUAGACGCAUGGUACAAAAUGUGGAGGAAAGAAUAACCGCCUGGAAGAGGGGAAACGACGCCAUUUGCGACAUACCGACUUUGUAUUCUAUAAAAAGUGUGCAAAAAAAAAUGGAGAAAAAUGUCUUUGCCUUUUUUGAGCAGUUAUCAGGGAGGGAUUCCCAUGGGGGGAGGUCCAUUGGCGUUUCUCCUAGAGUACCUAAACGAAACGGGAGUGUGGAGCUAGAAGGGGGAAAAAUGGCACAUGUUGGAAUGAACAGUGUGCCAAACGAAUGUCAUAGUAAGAAUAUGAGAGGUCUACAUAAGGGUGGCGAGAAAAAAACGUUCGUUGACAACCCUGUGCACAGCUAUCACGACGAAACGGAGCAUCUAGAACGGCUGAAUGAAUGCCUAAAUGAGGUUAUACUGAGCGAGAAGGAGGAGCUAAUCACAAACCCUAAUGGUCAUUACGCCAUGUUGAAGGAGUACAAAGAAGAGAUGUCCCUAUUGAAUGACCUUCGAAAUGGUGAAAAUGCCUUAGUGAAUGAUUUUUUAGACCACAUGCCCAGCUCGAAGUUCACGAAAAUCUUAGGGAACAAGAAAAAGGGAAGCGGCCUUCCAUUGGAAAGGAAUUCAUAUAGAGACUCCCAUCCACAUUUGAAUAAUGAAGAAUGUCUUAACCACGGAAGUGGGUGCUUUGGUUGUCCUUCACACGAUGGGGAAAUUUUGCAGGACGUCCUUUCUCUAAGCGAGCCUUUAGCACAACACCAUGAAGUAGAACUGUCCAGGAGAAAUUCCCACCAAUUGAACUUCCCCGAUGGGAGUACCAAUAGUGUUAAACAUUUUAAAAUAUAUUGA
Molecule: messenger RNA, 4296 nt
Organism: Plasmodium cynomolgi strain B
Lineage: Eukaryota; Apicomplexa; Aconoidasida; Haemosporida; Plasmodiidae
Exons: 4
Coding region: 1-1044 (347 amino acids)
Source: RefSeq, a predicted model, not a curated record